UUGAGAGGAGUGAUCCAGCCUGAGGACCUUGCUGAACCUUACUUGAUCUCACAGAAGCAGGAGCAGAUAAUGAUAAUACGCCGACUCUCUGUCCAGUGUGUGAGAAGUCUGUGGAGCGUUCCUGUUCUGACAAAGAAGCUUCUGAACACCAUGUGGACAUCUGCAACUCUGCAGAAACCCUUACAGAUGAUAGCAGAGGACAAACCCUGGGCUCUGUUCUCCACAGCCGGUGAUCUGGGUCUCUUCAAGGAACUGAGGGAUGUCAUGAAAAAACAUUUUCAUAUUCUCUCUCAUGAAGAAUUCCUUCGCGACCCCCAGAUGUACGGCCCAAAAAUCCAGGGUGUGUUUCUGUGGGACCAGCUUCCAGCCAUGGAGCCGGCUCUCCUCGACAUGCUUCCUGCUCUGAAGGUGGUCGCCAAUGGAGGAGCAGGCGUGAACCACCUAGAUGUGGCGUACCUCAACAAACGCGGCCUAACGGUGACCAACACACCUGGAGUGGUCAGCAAUGCAACUGCCGACAUUGCCAUGGCCUUGAUGUUGGCUUCAGCUCGGAGGAUUGUAGAAGGUCACAAGAUAGCGGUGGAUCCUAAAAUCGCCUGCAAAAUCCAGUAUCCAAUGGGAGUUGAAGUCACAGGCUCGACCCUCGGCAUCAUUGGAAUGGGUCAAAUUGGACAAGAAAUUGCAAAGAGGAGCAAAGGGUUCAACAUGGAGAUACUAUAUCACAACAGGAGGAGAAAGAGUGUUGAAGAUGAGCAGGAGGUUGGUGCGACCUACUGCGAGAACAUGGAUGACCUACUCAGGAGGUCAGACUUUGUCAUGCUGGCGGUCAAUCUGACCAAAGAAACCACUGGACUCAUCAGCUACAGGGAGCUGGCCCUGAUGAAACCCACUGCCACACUGGUCAACAUCAGCAGAGGUCAUGUCGUGGACCAGGACGCUUUAUUGGAAGCGCUCCAGUCGGGGACGAUUCUCGCUGCCGCAUUAGAUGUGACUUAUCCUGAACCACUCCCAAGGGAUCAUCCUUUGCUUGGCCUCCCGAAUAUCAUUAUCACACCCCAUGUUGGCACCAACACCUACAGCACAAUUAAGAAGAUGGUGGAGAAGAUGGUGGACAAUGCUUUGGCAGCGGUGGAAGGUCGUCCUGUCCCGAAUGAAGUCAAGAGCUGAUGAUGGGUCUGGUUUACAAAAAAUGGAGCUGCUAAAUAUUCCACUGGUGUUUUUAAAUAUUUGAUAUUUUCUCACCAUUUGCUGCUGACAGAAAGUCACUGGGAAGUCUCAACAGCAGUUGCACAUUUUGAACACAUCACUAAUGUUUAGUUGCAUAUGAUAACACAAUGGUGCUCGGAAUUUGAAAAAAAAAUAAACUGCUGAUUCCACUUUUAUCUUAUUUCAUUUAAAAUUUAUUUGUCUGGGUGA
Messenger RNA from Synchiropus splendidus (mandarinfish), 1416 nucleotides. Its product is annotated as probable 2-ketogluconate reductase. Gene Ontology annotation, cellular component: cytosol. NCBI's taxonomy places the organism in Eukaryota, Metazoa, Chordata, Actinopteri, Syngnathiformes, Callionymidae. Gene Ontology annotation, molecular function: hydroxypyruvate reductase [NAD(P)H] activity; glyoxylate reductase (NADPH) activity; NAD binding. The record is from RefSeq and is a predicted model, not a curated record. The coding region runs from base 70 to 1167 and encodes 365 amino acids. The transcript has 7 exons.